AGGCGCGCGCACAUCGCCAAUAAUCAACCUGCGCUGCUGCACAGGAGCAUCCCGGCUGUCGGCGGUCCCUCUCUGCCUUCCCGCUGGAUGUUUGCGCAGAGAGCCGCCGCUCUUCAUCACCUCUGAACUUGGAGGCGCUCCGGUUCCGACACCAUGGCGCUUUCUGGGUGACGGAUCCUUUCGGCUUUAUUUGGGAAAGUUGCGCUGCGUCAUGGACCAACAGCGCAAACUUUAAGAGCUUUUUCCCCCUUUCUUCUUCUUCUUCUUCUUCUGAUGAGAGAGUUAUUUCACAAUGAAGGCAGGUGAAUCACCCGCGGCGCUCCUCAAGUAGACUGGGCUGGGAAAGGCGACACGGAGGGAGUCGUGCUGCAUGCGGAGGACCGGGGAACUGGACCGAUGAGACAACAUGGGUCCGCUGCUGUCUGAUGGAAGGCUGACAUGCUUUCUUUUCCCUCUGCUCCUGCUCCUGCGAGCUCCUUUGCUGUUCAGCUUUGGUGAGCGCACGUGCCCCAACAGCUGCCGCUGCGAGGGGAAAACGAUCCACUGCGACUCCUCUGGGUUUUCAGAAGUCCCGGAAAACAUCUCAGUAGGCUGCCAGGGUCUCUCCCUGCGCUACAAUGAACUACAUACCCUGCUACCUUACCAAUUUGCUCACCUGGGACAGCUUCUUUGGAUAUACCUGGACCAUAAUCAAAUUUCAGUCGUCGACAGUCGAGCGUUCCAGGGAGUUCGAAGGCUUAAAGAGUUGAUACUGAGCUCCAACCGGAUCGCGUCUCUACAUAACUCGACAUUCCAUGGCGUCCCCAACCUUCGUAGCCUUGACUUGUCCUACAACAAACUGGAAAUCCUGCAGCCGGGUCAAUUCCACGGCUUACGAAAACUACAAAACCUUCACCUGCGCUCAAACGGUCUCUCCAACAUCCCGAUUCGAGCGUUUUUGGAAUGCAGAAGUUUGGAAUUUCUGGAUUUGGGCUACAAUCGAAUCAAGGCUCUCACUCGCACCACCUUCUUGGGAUUGCAAAGGCUGAUGGAGUUGCAUCUAGAGCACAACCAGUUCUCCAGGAUCAAUUUUUUUCUGUUUCCACGCUUAGCCAAUCUGAGGUCCCUCUAUUUGCAGUGGAAUCGCAUCAGAGUGGUCAACCAGGGUCUUCCCUGGACUUGGUACACUCUGCAGAAACUGGAUCUGUCCGGGAAUGAAAUUCAGACGCUAGACCCGGCUGUUUUUCACUGCUUACCCAACCUUCAAGUCCUGAACUUGGAAUCCAACAAAUUGUCCAACGUGUCCCAAGAGGCUGUGACGGCCUGGAUCUCACUGACCACUAUUAGCCUGGCUGGCAACAUAUGGGACUGUGGAGCGGGCAUUUGCCCCCUUGUUGCCUGGUUGAGAAAUUUCCGGGGCAGUAAAGACACCACCAUGAUCUGCAGCAGCCCCAAGCAUCUCCAGGGAGAGAAAAUCAUGGAGGUCACACGGAACCACGGCAUUUGCGAGGAGAAUGAUUACUUUAUGACUGAAACGCCAUCACCGAUGCCGGAGCUAAUCUCUGACGCCACAGCUGAACCAACCUUUGCCUCCACCAGUUGUUCGCCAACGACCCCACCAACCAGCACCUUUGGUCCCCUCCCACCCUUCAGACUUCGACCAAUUCCUCAUCCAACCUAUCCAGGCCACAUGAGCAAAGACACUAGAAACACACCGAUUCGCACUCGGCCCACCCUCAUAUCGCCCCCGGCGAUGGAGCACAUGGCGCUGCACAAAGUGGUGGUGGGCAGCGUGGCGCUCUUCUUCACCAUGUCACUCAUCUUGACCAUUAUCUAUGUGCUGUGGCGGCGUUACCCGGGCGCUACGCGGUUGCUGCAGCAGCGGCCAGUGGUGGGACGGAAGCGGCGCAAAAAGAGCCCAGAGCCCGAACAAAACCUCAGCUCCCAACUCCAAGAGUAUUACAUGAGUUACAACCCCGCUGCCACACCAGAGGCACUGGAGGUGCUUGGCAACGGCACUGGUUCCUGCACUUGCACAAUUUCUGGCUCCAGGGAGUGUGAGCGCAACCUUUUCACUUUCUCAGAGGUCCAAUUUCAUGCCCUCUUCCCUCGACUGCUGGGUCAUUCUCCAAACGGCAUCCCACCGAGGGUGCGCCAGAUGAUGAUGCAUGUACUGAAAAAUGAACGAGUACACGUGUCCACGCCCCCUACCUGGUGCCUGGCUGGGAGAUGUGCCUACAAUCCAUUAACUCUCAGAGAAAGGACUGUUUGAGAUGAUGCAACAAAUCAAAGCCCGUCCCGCGAGCCCGCCAGGAUUCCUCUCUCAUCGCUCAGAUCGGUGGAGACGCUUCAAUCGUCCUCCAUGCAAACGGAUUCAAUCGAUCCAGUAGAAAAAGAGGAGAUAAUGUGGUGGCUUCUCUCUUUUUUCUUAAGAUUUUAUAACAUCUUUUUUUUAUUAUUAUUAUCAUUUGGUCGUUGGCAUUUCUCAUGAUGCUCACCUCACAAACACACGCACCGAUGGUUGAGGAUUCCUGUUGUGCGGACUAAUGAGAGCCAAGGGAUGGAUACAAUAAAGAUGGCCGCCCACUGCAGGGACCCUAAUGGCUUAUUGUCUCCUUCAGGACAACAUGGCGUCGUACAGAAAGGACAAGCUGUUCCUACAACACAGGGGUGUGUAAUUUAAAAUGGGUUUCCAUGUUUUCAACUCCUGUGAAGCAUCAUUAUAUAAUCUUUCAGUACAUUUUAAAAAAAAAAAAAAGAAAGACUAAUCAUGAGCUGCGAUGGUUCCUCGCAGAAAGUACGAAAAGAGGAAUCCGCUGUGGUUGUUUUGAAGUAUUUUGUUUUGUUCGGAGAGUUUUCUAAAUUCUUUCCAAAUAAAAUGAAAUUUCAAGGAUAACUUUUAAUAAGGGAGACAAAAAACCCAACAAAAAACAGAAAUGAGGACAGAUGCUCCAAUCAAGGACAAAUUGUGAUUUCCAGAAGUUCUGCUGUUGUUAAUGUUGUGUUUUUAUUUUCUUUAAUUUUGUUUUUUAAGAAACAAAAAUGUGUGUUUUGAGCAACAGAUACCAAAGAGCCAAAUGAAUCCUUCUUUAUUUUUGGCUCACCUUAACAUACAGGCGCAUCUCAAAACAUUUCUGUAUCAAACAAAAAGUUAAUUUACUUCAGUGAAACUGGAGCUUCAGAAAGUCGUUUAUUUCUGUUAGUUGUGAUGAUUACAGCUUAAACCAAAUUUAAACGAAACAUAAACAGUUUCCCAGAAAGUUCAAAUAUUACACAGGAACUUUGAGAAAUAUAUAUUUAAAACAGAAAUGCUAUGGAAUCAGACUAGUGACUUGACAGUUAUCCAGCGUCCUCCUUGAAUACAAGCAAAUUAAAGUUUAGUGAAAGGAAAAACUGUAGUGGAAAAAGUUCCAAAAGCAUUUAAGAACAAAAUAUUAAUUAGUUUAUUCGCUCAUAUAUAAUUUAUUUCUUAAAAUAUAACUACAUAUAUAUUUAAAUAAUAUUUAAUUAAAUAUUUUAAUUUAAUUUAAAAUAUAAAUUAUUUUUUUACUUCUAAGUUAGAUUUAUGAAAACGAACAAAAAUAACUGUAAUCCUGCCAAGAAAUUGGUUAUCCAUUUUGUUUGUGCAAUUUGUUUCCCACUGCAUGUUUUCCUUCCACUAAACUUUCCCCCAAUAUGCUUGGAUACAUGACUCUGAGCGGCCAUUUAUGACAAAUCGUGGCUUAUCUUCUGUCUAUAGAGGAAAGUAAAGGGACAAUGGGGAAGUUUCUCCAUGUUUGUUAUGACAUUUCUGUAAUAACUUCUUUUUUAAAGGGAGAUUUCAUGUAAGAAAACAAAUUAGUCAUAAGGCUUAUUUAUCAAAAUUAACAGAAAUAAAAGCUUUAAAUAUGUCUUAAGCGGCAUUACUGAAAUAAAUAAACUUUAAAUGAGAUGCACCUAUAGUUCACGACAAAUCUGGUAUUUGUUUUCUUUACAGAUUAAAUAUUAAAAAAGGCCUCAACUCCCUUCAGGUCCAGCAGUGCUUUGCUGCUUUUCUUUCUUUUCUUUCUCCUUUUUUCUUUCCAUCAUGUGUGCAACGUGUGUGUCUUUGUGAAUAAACGACCUUGCAGCGGCAGGAAGAUCUUGUCGGAAAGAAAACUCUCAGCACUGCUUUGCAUUGUAAAACUUUUCUUAAACCAGAAUUAAUUUAAAAAAAAUAAAUCAUGCUUUCUUCAAAAACAAUCACCCUGCUCGCCCCCCUUCAACAGACUGCAUAAUGUUGCUGUGCACGGUUCUGCGUGGGCUUGUGUUGCUCUUUAUUUUUUUUUGGUUUUUAUUGUAUUUGAAACCCACUGAGUUGUGGAUUGUUUUAACCUGUACUCUUUCUACACAAGAAGAAGAAGAAGAAUACUUUUGUAAUGUAAAUCUCUACUUCUUCUUCUUCUUCUUCCUCUUCUCCCCAUUUGGAUUUGUUGCGGUAUUCUUUGUUCACUUUCAACAGUAUGUUUUAUAAUUAAAAUGAUGACUUUACUGGUGAGCAAUAGUAAUUGGUCAAAUUAAAAACCUCCAUUGACCCUUUUGUGUGUUACAGA
Messenger RNA from Xiphophorus hellerii (green swordtail), 4550 nucleotides. It is a transcript of the gene lrrtm4l1, whose product is annotated as leucine rich repeat transmembrane neuronal 4 like 1. Gene Ontology annotation, molecular function: protein binding. The transcript has 4 exons. The record is from RefSeq and is a predicted model, not a curated record. Lineage: Eukaryota; Metazoa; Chordata; Actinopteri; Cyprinodontiformes; Poeciliidae. Bases 407 to 2251 code for a protein of 614 amino acids.